UACUGUGUCUUUUUUCCUCCUUAAUUUGUCUGCCUGUCGGUGUUUAGAUAGAAGUCAUGUGAGCUUUUGAGCUGCUGGGACUGAGAGAGAGGAGAAUGUGUGCAUUAGUGCAGAGUGCUGCCGGAGACCUGGCAGAGUGAGAGAGAGACAGAGAGAGGGAGAAUAGAAAGGGGAAGUGGUUGGAGUUGUAGCAGCAGCUGCUGCUGCCGCUACUUGGGAGCUCAUGCCUGGGAUUCUGCUCAACUUCCAGUGCGUUCCUACCUCUCCAGAGAUGCAGAUGCUCUGGUUUCAGAAGUCCUAAAAGAUCAGUGAUGCCUCCAACAAGUAAAAGGAUGUGUCUAUACUUCUAAGACCAUUUCUCUGGGGACGGCUCCUUUUCCAGGACAGAAAGAGUGUAUUUGACUUAUUCAGCCUCCACUCUCGUCCACGUCUCUUCUCUGCCUGUAGUGGCCCUCAUGGGGUCCCCAGUACAAAUUUUUCGUGAAGAUCCAGGCUCUACCUGCUCCCCAGGUACCUGCUUCCUUCCCACCACCAGCAGCAGCAGGCUUCUGGGCUGGGCCGACUAUGACAACAAUGCCAGUGAUGCUUACGAGGACUUGCAGCAGAACCACACCAACAUUUCCCCAGCUAUCCCAAUUAUCAUCACCGCUGUCUACUCCAUGGUCUUUGUGGUUGGCUUAGUGGGCAACUCGUUGGUCAUGUUUGUCAUCAUAAGGUAUACAAAGAUGAAGACAGCAACAAACAUCUAUAUUUUCAAUCUGGCUCUCGCAGAUGCUUUAGUUACCACUACUAUGCCUUUUCAAAGUACAGAGUACUUGAUGAACUCAUGGCCUUUUGGGGAUGUGCUGUGUAAAAUUGUUAUUUCAAUUGACUAUUACAACAUGUUUACCAGCAUAUUCACAUUGACCAUGAUGAGUGUUGAUCGAUACAUUGCUGUGUGUCACCCUGUGAAGGCUCUGGAUUUUCGUACUCCUCUCAAAGCAAAGAUAAUCAAUAUAUGUAUCUGGCUGUUGUCCUCAUCAGUGGGUAUAUCUGCAAUUGUUCUUGGAGGAACCAAAGUCAGGGAAGAUACGGGUAGUACUGAAUGUUCUUUGCAGUUUCCAGACACGGAUUAUGUGUGGUGGGACAUCUUCAUGAAAAUAUGCGUCUUCGUCUUUGCAUUUGUUAUUCCAGUUCUUAUUAUAAUUGUUUGCUAUACCCUGAUGAUCCUGCGCUUGAAAAGUGUCCGACUCCUCUCAGGGUCUCGAGAAAAAGACCGAAACCUACGUCGUAUUACCAGAUUGGUUCUUGUGGUUGUGGCAGUUUUCAUUAUCUGUUGGACUCCCAUUCACAUUUUUGUGCUGAUUGAGGCACUAGGGGAUGUAUCCCAUAGCACUGCAGCAAUUUCCAGCUAUUAUUUCUGUAUUGCCUUGGGUUACACCAAUAGCAGCCUAAAUCCAAUCCUGUAUGCUUUUCUGGAUGAAAAUUUCAAGCGAUGUUUCAAGGACUUCUGCUUUCCUUUUAAGAUGAGGAUGGACAGGCAGAGCACCAGUAGAGUCAGAAACACAAUCCAAGACCCUGCUUAUACAAGGGAUGCAGAUGGGACAAACAAACCGGUAUGACUAGUCGUGGAGAUGUCAUCUUAUUGUCCUCAAGGAAGAGAAGAAUCAAAUGAUUUAGGACUAACUCAGAUAACUACUGCCGUUUGAGUGCAGUUUGCCACACAGAGACAUUUUUGGUAAUAUUUAAGAGCUCUCAUAAUCUGAAGUAAAAUAAAUGAGAUCCAGGUGAUACUUAUGAAUGAGGUACUCCCAAAAAAUAAGCUCAGUGGAAAAAAAGAUCGGCUCUGCAGUUUAGGGAUCAUGCUUUCCAUAUUGCUGAGCAGGUAGUAAGACACUCACUUCUUGCAAGACAGGGAAAGCUUAAUACCAUAAUAAGCUCAAAAAAUGGCUCAAAAUGAAAAUGUUCCUUAUUACAGCUUUCUUCUUAUGGUGUGUAUCUGUCAUUACCAUAUAUUAAACAUUUGGUCAUAACAUUAAUUUGAAUGAUUGCAAAAACUCCAAUUUUUCCUUUAAAUUGUCAGAAAUGAGUAGUAGUCAUCCUAAUUUAUUUUGCUUUUUAACAAAGAACACUCUCAGUUCUGAACCUACAGAGCAUAACAGAAUCAAAACCUUUAUCAGCUACUUUGUGUGAACUAAUGUAUGUUUGUCUGUGAUGUAGAAAUCCAAUUUAAGCAUGAUCUGUCUUCAAACCAAAGUGAUUUUAUCGUGUCUAUAUUGUGAAGACUUUUCAGUGUUAAAAAAAACAAACAGAUUUAAGGACAAAGUAUUAAUAUAUUUUUGCAUAUAUUGUCUCAGAUGAUGCUUAAUGUAUUUGUGUGAUUCUCCAGAAUGUUGUAUAUCUAUUGAAUGUGGAUAUUAUAUUAUUCCUUUCAACUUGUUUUACAGAAAAUACUAGAAAAUGCAAAUUCUUGCAUUAAAUUACUGAAAACUAGUAUAACAUUUAUAAUACAACCAAAUAAUUGGAUUCAGGUUUAAAUGUUUAUGUGCAGUGAAUCAGAAAAUGGGCAUAUGUAAUAUAUUAGCUCUUCUUAAUAUUUAAACUAUUAACUAUUUAAACACAUUAAAAUAAGCAUAUGUUUGGGGACUCUUUAUCAUACAAUGUAGUAAAUUCCCACCCACAUUACUUGGCUUGUGUACCACUCAAAAUCUCGAGAAUGGGAGUUAUUCUUUUUGAUGCAGUGUCCUACAUUGUGCUCAUGAAAGCGCUCCUUGUAUCUUUAUUUACAGAAACAGUUUUAGCCCCCAGACACUCCUGAAAUGAUUAAAUAUUAUCUAUUUUUUUCUACAAAGAUAGGGAAGCCAACGGAGAGAUAACUGACUUGUCUAAGGUAAACUUACCACAGAAAUGAAACUAAACUAUAGAUACCCAGUCUCUAUGCCAGUGAUAUACAACCAGGGUGCCAUGACAUCCUUUGAAGGGUGCUGGAGGGCACUACACAAUGUUAUCACUGUUAUGUGCACAAACAUUAUUCACAAGAUAAACCUAGAAAUUUGUCAUAGGAAUCUAUAGUGUUAAAAAUAUUCUGACCUGUUGUGGUCUUUCUGAGUUCUUUGCAACAAAAUAAUUGCUCUUUGUCUGUAGUUUAAAAAAAAUGGAGUGAAAAGUACAAGUUGACAUUUUCUGAGUAGUGACUUGAGUCUACCAAAAGGUGCUUUGAGUUUAACAAAGUGAGAACCAUUGCUUUAUGCUGCCAUCUAUUGGAUCAACACAUUGUUCCUAAUUUUGCUCCCACUGAAAUUAAUGGGAACUCUUUUGUUGGUCUAUAAGGUGCAACUCUACUUGACUUCAGGCUAACAGGGCUAACCAUUGGAAGCUAGGCCAGCCACCAGGUGAACUGCAACUUUACAGAGAUUUCAUUGCUCACAGGCAAGUCAAGAGUAGAGCUGGGCAAAUCAUUUUCAGAAAAUAGUCUGUCUACAGAAAAAUGUAGGUGGGGAGAAGACUGAAAUCAUUUGUGACUUUUAUUUGGAUUUGGAGAAUCCUUCAACUGAAAAAAUACACAUUGAAAUUGUGAAAAAGGCUUUUUUUUAAAUAUAUUUUCAAUGACAUUUCCUAAUUUAAUUGAAAACUGAUUUUGCAUAAUGUUAAUUCUUUAGAAAAGGAUUUGAGAAGGAUGAAAUAACUUGAAAACAAAAUUAAACUUUUUGUUCUAUGUUGAUCUGAAAUUGUACUUCAGCGAAAAUAUGUAACGUUUCCAUUUUGUGUAAAUUUAGGCACACAUAUUUGUAGUUAGGUACUGAAGUCAGUGACCACACACAGACUUCAGUGAGUGUAGCUGGGUAGCCACUAUUUUCGCCACUUCAAAGUUAAGGAGCCUAACGUUUAGUUAUCCAAUACUGACAAAGUAUCUUGUUAAAUUUUCUAUUCCCUGAUUUUGUUUCAGUGAGGAACCUAACAUGAAAUAUUGGUGUGAGCACAUCAAUGAUUUCCAGAAAUGAGAUAUAUACAACUAUUGUACAUUCCUAAUUUUGAAAAUGUGGUUCUCAAUUCUUCUUUAGAAAAUCCUUGCCUAAGCUUGUAUCCUCCUUUCUAAAUAAUGUUAUAAUGUACAAAUAAUACAGAAAGAGAUCAUUUCAGGUAAAAUUCACAAUAAAAUAUUUCAAAUAUA
This is a messenger RNA of Alligator mississippiensis (American alligator), 4150 nucleotides long. It is a transcript of the gene OPRK1, whose product is annotated as opioid receptor kappa 1. The coding region runs from base 456 to 1601 and encodes 381 amino acids. Gene Ontology annotation, cellular component: membrane; neuron projection. NCBI's taxonomy places the organism in Eukaryota, Metazoa, Chordata, Crocodylia, Alligatoridae. The record is from RefSeq and is a predicted model, not a curated record. Gene Ontology annotation, molecular function: neuropeptide binding; dynorphin receptor activity. The transcript has 4 exons. Gene Ontology annotation, biological process: G protein-coupled opioid receptor signaling pathway; neuropeptide signaling pathway; sensory perception of pain.